AUGGAUUCUUUAAGGGCUGCAGAACUCCUGACAUCUAUACCGACGAAUGAUGACCUCUCAGAACCCGAGGAUUCGCAAAUGACGGAAGUACUGGCGGAAGGACUCCCCCCAAUUGUCGUCAGUGGGAACCUCGAUCCAGAAGAAGCACAACUCGAGGCGAAAGAAAUUAACAAAUAUUUAUUGGCAAAAUCUUUCUUUGAUUGCAGGGAGUUCGACCGAUGUGCUGCUGUGUUUCUUCCGGAUAGAUUGCUCUCUGGAAUUUUGUCAACAACGGCUGGAAGAGGCAGCCAAACUGGCGCAAAUACGAGGUCAAAGGGAAAGGAAAAGGCAUCAUCAAGUCGAGCUAGCACAGGACCAAUAUCUGUGCUCCCAAAAUUGAGCCAGAAGAGCUUAUUCCUAGCUUUAUAUGCAAAAUUUAUGUCUGGUGAGAAAAAGAAAGAUGAAGAUAGUGAAAUGGUAAUGGGUCCUCAUGAUGGAGGAAACACAGUGAACAAACAGUUGGUCACGAUAAUUCGAAUAUUGGAGGCAUGGUUUCAAGAGAGAAGGACAGAAACUGGAGAGUUUGCCGGCAGUCAAGGGUGGCUUGAAUAUCUUUAA
Molecule: messenger RNA, 597 nt
Organism: Sclerotinia sclerotiorum 1980 UF-70
Lineage: Eukaryota; Fungi; Ascomycota; Leotiomycetes; Helotiales; Sclerotiniaceae
Exons: 2
Coding region: 1-597 (198 amino acids)
Cellular component (GO): anaphase-promoting complex
Molecular function (GO): protein binding
Source: RefSeq, a predicted model, not a curated record